ACACAAGGUGGAAAGCUCCGGGUUAUGGAGCCCUUUAAGCGUCGUCUUGGACUUCAAUCCUGAAGAUGCCUUGGCACGCACUCUCAUCUUUGGUGGUUCCACUAGGGUAAUGUUCAAUGACUGGACGGAGUUUCCCGUGGACAAAAACUCAGCACUAGUGUCGUACAAUACAGAAACGUAUCACUCCAUCUGCGCCACUUACACGUACUGUUCAGACGACGUGAAGAAACUAUCUCCAGAGAGCCGCAACUGCCUAUUUAGCGAUGAAUUGCGCCCGCAAUACUUCCACGGCUACCAUAACUCGGACUGUGACAUGAUGUGCCAAGUGCACACGAUCGAGCAGCAGUGCAAUUGUGUAUUACCCUUCGUCCCGCACGUCCGAAAGCAGGUCGCUUGCAACCUCACCAGCUUGCCCUGCGUGGUCGAAACAAGAAUGCAAAUGCAACACUUGUUACAAAAGAAGCAUUGUGACUGCCUGGGCGACUGCGAUUUUCGGGAAUACACAGUUGAUAUUACCGCUGGCAACUUGGAUGGCAUCUCUUAUAGUUUUACCACAGACUUUUUAUACCACAUGAACGUGAACAAGAGCACUUCUUUGAUGAACUUUAUCUUUCUGACACCGUCGUACGUCAAGCAGAGACAGGAGACUGUCAUGUCCAUAACCACUUUGUUUUCAAAUAUUGGUGGUGUAAUCGGGCUCUGUCUUGGCUGCAGUCUGGUGACCGUUGUAGAGAUAUUCUUCUACUUAUACGUCUGCUUGAGAAAUUGCUUCAUUAAAAAUAUCCGAAAGGUCAAGAAACCUUAUCGCGAACAUUAUUACAGCUUUCAUAUGUAAUUUAGAGCGUAUUUGAACUUUUCAAGUAAUUUGCAAUUUUUGUUCUGCAUCAAGCUAUGUUUGUA
Molecule: messenger RNA, 900 nt
Organism: Hyposmocoma kahamanoa
Lineage: Eukaryota; Metazoa; Arthropoda; Insecta; Lepidoptera; Cosmopterigidae
Product: sodium channel protein Nach-like
Exons: 6
Coding region: 110-835 (241 amino acids)
Biological process (GO): sodium ion transmembrane transport
Cellular component (GO): membrane
Molecular function (GO): ligand-gated sodium channel activity
Source: RefSeq, a predicted model, not a curated record